CGUUCGAAUGCAAAACGCAAUGUUGAUUGAUUGCGUGUUCUUUAUGAAAGAAAAAUUUUAAACCCAAGUAAUUAAUUGUAAAUGGAAGUGUCAAAAUAUUUUUAUAUUGAGAAGGUUGAAAAUAAUUAUGCCAAAUCGUUGAAAGUUCCAGGUCGAGAAAAUUAUAUUAAGUUGCGAUUGAAGAAUGUAAAUGAAGGAUUUCCAAUAAUAAAUCAUGAUUUUAUUACUAGAACAUGUUUUAUGCCUGAGGCGUAUAAAUUUAUAGCUGAUAAAGCAUACGAAAUCAAGAUAAGAAAAGAUGAUGUUUGGGUAGUAACAUAUCCAAAGAGUGGAACAACUUGGAUCCAGGAAAUGCUUUGGUUAAUAAUACACAAUUUUGAUUAUGAGCAAGCGUUAAACGUUGACUUAACAGAGAGAUCACCAUUUUUAGAAAUUAGUGGUUUAGCAACAAAUUUGGAAAUAAAUUCUGUUGGAAUAGUUGAAGAUUUAAAAUCACCGCGCCUAAUUAAAUCUCACAUGCCAGCAUCAUUUCUACCUAAGUCAAUUUGGACAGUUAAACCUAAGUUAAUUUAUGUUUCAAGAAAUCCUAAGGAUGUAUGCAUUUCAUAUUAUCAUCAUUGGAAAGGAAUGAUUAAUUAUAAAGGAAGUAAAUCAAAUUUUGUACGAGCUUUUAUAUCGGACAAUAUGAAUUUCGGACCUUAUUGGGAUCAUGUAGCAGAAUUUAUAAAAUUGAAAGAUCAAAAGAAUAUUUUAUUUUUAACAUUUGAAGAACUAAAAAUAGAUUUAGAAAGGGCUAUUAAAAAAUGUUGCACAUUUCUUGAAAGAUCUAUUGAUGAUGAACAAUUGGAAAAGCUUAAAACGCAUUUGUCUUUUGAAAACAUGAAAAAAAAUCCACAAGUUAAUCAUUCUUCAGAGACAAGACUUUUUAAACAAGUUGCGGAAACUUGUCAUCAAAAUGAGACAUCUUUUGAAUUUUUACGUAAAGGACAAAGUGGUUUAUAUGAAGAGGAAUUGGAUACAGAUCUAUUAAAGGAAUUUGAGUGCUGGAUACAAAAAAUGAAACGCAAACAUAACUUAGAAUAAAUUUUGUUUCACUCCGUAAAAAUAAGAAUAAUGAACAAACAGAAAUUUAACAUUGUGUAACGCAUAGAAAUAUUUCAAUAUAAUGUAUACGUUACAAUUUAGUGCAAAUUAUAUGCUGCUUCUUUAGCACUUAAUAUACAUGUGUAUGUACUUAUGUAUAAAUACAAUUUUAAUUUUAAAUAUUUUUGGGCCUUUACGAAGCUUUGCAACACGGUUUGCGUUCUGAAACUAAAAAUUGCAGUUUUUCUAAACUAGAAGUGAGUCAAAUUGUAGUGGAACGGAGUGUGCAGUAGAAUUGGGUUUGUCUGAACAAAAUCUAAUGUGAGAGUAUAAGCGAGUUUUCAGAUUUGUAGACUGAAGUUUUUUAGGAUUUUUAUUUUGAUCCUGUUCGACGUUUCUUUAGAAAAUCUCUCAGCUUGGAUUCGUAUAUGACCAAGAAUGCAUCAUAAAACAUUUUGUGAACUGCCAAAAAAUAUAAAUUUUUUUACAAUAUAAUAAUUUUAUUUCAUAAAUGUAUAUAUUUUUGCUAUGUUAAUUUCCGGAACACAUGUUAAAUAGGUUUGAAUUAAGUCAUCAUAAGUCAUCUUUCAUCAUCUUACUUAUGUAUGUAUUUAUGUAUUUUAUUUGAAUUUUUGGAACAAAUAAAUGACUGAAAAUUUUUAUGUAACAAAAAUUCAAAACAAGAAAAGAAUAACAGAUAAAUUAAAUUUUUCCAAUUGUUCAAAAUCGUUUCUUGCUUUACUUUAAAGUACAUAUUACGAGCAAAAUUAACUUUUUGUGAUCCGAAAUGUUUUAAACCAAAAUCAAAAAUGA
This is a messenger RNA of Condylostylus longicornis, 1896 nucleotides long. RefSeq names its product sulfotransferase 1B1-like. Gene Ontology annotation, biological process: sulfation. Lineage: Eukaryota; Metazoa; Arthropoda; Insecta; Diptera; Dolichopodidae. Gene Ontology annotation, molecular function: sulfotransferase activity. The record is from RefSeq and is a predicted model, not a curated record. Bases 82 to 1083 code for a protein of 333 amino acids. Gene Ontology annotation, cellular component: cytoplasm. The transcript has 5 exons.